AUGGAUGACUGGGAUGCUCAAAAAAUGCUUGACGUGUAUAUUCACGAUUACAUGGUCACAAACAACAUGCACACAGUUGCUGAUAUUUUCGCUAGAGAGGCUGAAGUUAUUCCAAAUGCUGAUGCAAUCGAUCCUCCAAAAGAAUUUUUAACAGACUGGUGGUCCUUAUUUUGGGACGUAUAUUGUGCUAGAACUGGAACUGCAAGGCAUCCUGAGACCCUAGGAGCAUCCUCAUCUAAGGAUAUUCAGACAACACAAAAUGUGCCAACAAAUUUCAAUCCUACAAUUUCAAGGCCGGAUUUGAGUCAUAUGCUGCAGGACGAUUUUAAUGAAAGAAACGAAGUAAAACAAAUUCCAUCGCAAGGAUAUUUGCCUUCAACUCACUUUGCAACUACUGAAGCCCUUCUCCAACAAGAUUUUACGCCCAAUUUGGCAGUACAAACAUCAGGAAAACUGGAAUUGUCAGCCUCUAGAAAUUCAACCAAUGCGGGCAAUCCUAUCCUCAUUGAUGACAGUUUAAAUUGCAAAAAAUUACAAGUACUGAUUUGGAAUCUGGAAUCUCGUUCAUCGAAAAUUAUAAAAGCACGUUCGCAUAUCAUUUCAGACAUCCGUUUCAAGCCAAAUUCAACUGUUUUUGCAACAUCUUCAUUUGACAAAAACGUGCAAGUAUGGGAUGCUGUCAAGCCGGCAAAAUCAAAUUCUAUGCUCGUCGGGCAUGCUAAACCUGUGAUGUCAUUGGAUUUCCACCCAGCAAAGGUCAAUAUCCUCUGCUCUUGUGACGGAAAUGAUGAGAUUCGAUUGUGGAAUGUCAAUGAAUCUGCUUGCAUUCUCGCCUUUAAGGGAGCAAAUAGACAAGUUAGAUUCCAACCUCGAUCUGGGAGCCUUUUGGCUGCUGCAACAGGAAAUGUUAUCAAUAUGAUUGAUGUUGAGACUAGCACUGUCAAGUACCGGCUAGAGGGACAUGCCGAAGAUAUUUGCUCGAUGUGUUGGGAUACCAGUGGCAGAUUCAUGGCUUCUGUCAGUGAAGAUUGUGCACGCAUAUGGUCAAUUGCAGCAGGUGGAAAGUCCGUUCAUCAGUUGCAGUCCACUGAAAAUAAAUUUAUGUCCUGUACAUUCCAUCCCGUCUAUUCACUAGUCCUAGCUAUUGGUUCUUACCAGUCACUUCAAAUCUGGAAUCCAAUGGAUGGCGGCAAAAUUUGGAGCCAUCGCGCGCAUGAGGGUAUAGUUUCUGCGUUGACAAAUACGUAUGGGACUCACAGGAUUGCCUCAGUGAGCCAUGAUUCGUGGAUGAAGGUCUGGAAAUAG
Molecule: messenger RNA, 1305 nt
Organism: Fraxinus pennsylvanica
Lineage: Eukaryota; Viridiplantae; Streptophyta; Magnoliopsida; Lamiales; Oleaceae
Source: the annotation of a GenBank genome assembly